AAAAUUCCGAUCGUGAAGAACAAAAAAAGUUAGCUGAAGAUCUUUUAAAAGAUUUAUAUAUUCAACUUAAACAAGAUUUAGCAUUUCCCGAAGAGAUUCAAGAAAUAUUACCUACCUUGAAUGAAGAAGAUGAUGAUAUAUUUGCAAAAAUGUGGAGUAGCGAUCAACGAUCAACACUGAUAGAAAAUAAUGAGAUUUCAGGAGUUCACCCACCAAUAGACCCUAAAGAUAUAAAACCACUGUCAGAAGAACCUGAUUCGUAUCAGCAAGUGGAUCCU
Funneliformis caledonium is the source of this 278-nucleotide messenger RNA. Lineage: Eukaryota; Fungi; Glomeromycota; Glomeromycetes; Glomerales; Glomeraceae. The record is from the annotation of a GenBank genome assembly.